AUGGCUUCAAGUUUCUACGAUGGUUUCUCGCAUGAUGUUCCUCUACGAUCAGUUGAUGCUGAUGAUGACGAUGAAGAACCAUUUCCCACAAGUUAUUGCAAAUCAAUAAUUUGUGGAUCAGGGAAGAUUGAAUCAAAGUGUUUGGUGUGUUUGAUAGCCACAGAACCAGCUUCAUCAGUGUUUAUUGAUGCCUAUGUUAAAAAUAAAGAAGAAAAUGUCUUAGCUAAAGUAUAUUGUGGAUAUGAGACUGAAGAUGACAUUCCUGUUCCGUUAAAGAAAUCAAAACACAAAGUGUGUGAAAUUUAUCAAGUUACAGGACAACCUGGUUUGUUUAUAUGUCAGUGUUAUAACAAAAUACAACCAGAACAAUCAUUUUCUUGGGUUCAACAGGUAUUUAAGUAUAUUAACUGUGAUAAGAAAAGUGAAAUAGUUGUAUUGUCUACUGAGGUAUUAUGUGAUUAUAAAACAGAUAAACCAUUGUCAGAUAUACACCCACCAUUUCUCUCGGCUCUAUAUACCAGCCAUACAUCACCAUCAUCAAUAUGUCCUACAUUAUCACAACCAAAUAUCAUCUCUAGUUUACCUGCACAGAUUGUUGUAUAUUGUGAAGUCAAUGAUAUUAAAGCCAGUUUUUUUGUAUGUUAUACAGAUGUUAUCAAUCAUGAUAUAAUGACUGUCAAAUCAUUCUUACCAAUAUUAUCAUUAUCUUCAUUAUCAUUAUUACAGGAAAAUCCUGAAGCAGACAAAGUGUUAAAAGAUUCAUUGAAAAAUACUGAAAGUUCACUAUUGUAUUUAUGAUAUUGCAAUUAUAAAAAAAAAAAAAAAUAAAUUGUUUACUUUUGU
Molecule: messenger RNA, 843 nt
Organism: Lottia gigantea (owl limpet)
Lineage: Eukaryota; Metazoa; Mollusca; Gastropoda; Lottiidae
Exons: 6
Coding region: 1-798 (265 amino acids)
Biological process (GO): proteasome core complex assembly
Cellular component (GO): endoplasmic reticulum
Molecular function (GO): proteasome binding
Source: RefSeq, a predicted model, not a curated record